UCCAUCAUCGGCACAGGCAGUUGAGCUGGAGGGGGUAUGGAGUAACCUACGUGUUGAGGAUUAAGGCAGGGCAUGAUUGAAUAAAAAACAGUUUAAUAUCCUGCCAGCUAUUCCACCGAAACCCCGUCUUAAACAUGGGGCAGUGCGGCAUCACGUCGUCGAAGACGGUGUUGGUCUUCCUGAACCUCAUAUUUUGGGCAGCAGCUGGCAUCUUGUGCUAUGUUGGAGCCUAUGUCUUCAUCACAUACGACGACUAUGACCACUUCUUCGAGGACAUGUACACCCUUAUUCCCGCUGUGGUGAUCAUUGCAGUCGGAGCCCUCUUGUUCAUCAUUGGGCUCAUUGGAUGCUGUGCUACAAUAAGAGAGAGCUACUGUGGCCUUGCAUCGUUUGUCAUCAUUCUUCUGCUGGUCUUCAUGACAGAAGUGGCCGUGGUGGUUCUUGGUUACAUUUACAGAGCAAAGGUUGAAGAUGAAGUUAAUGACUCCAUCAAGAAAGUGUAUGAUGAGUACAACGGCACCAACAGCAAUGCACAGAGUCGUGCCAUCGACUACGUGCAGAGACAGCUUCAGUGUUGUGGAAUUCACAAUUACUCAGAUUGGCAGUAUACACGUUGGUUUGAGGAAUCAAAAAACAACAGUGCACCCAUCAGCUGUUGCAAAGCUAACAUCGGAAGCUGCACGGGGUCCCUCACUCAUCCUGAAGAUCUCUACCCAGAGGGAUGUGAAGCACUGGUUGUGAAGAAGUUGAAGGAAAUUAUGAUGUAUGUCAUCUGGACUGCCCUGACAUUUGCUGCCAUCCAGAUGCUGGGGAUGCUGUGUGCCUGUGUUGUGCUUUGCCGAAGGAGCAGAGACCCGGCCUAUGAGCUUCUUAUCACAGGGGGCACCUAUGCAUAAAGAAGACCUUGCUCACUUCAAGACACACGCACACACACAGAUACACAUACACACUAUGACACACUUAAACGCUAUGAUACGCUCACAAGUUAAGAGAGAUUUACAUGAAUCCUGGUUGAGAACGUGAAUAGAAUGUAUUUCUACAAUAACCAGUUAUUCAUUUUACCCUUUUUUUUUUUUUCUUCCCCAAAAAAGCUGUUGGCCAAAUUCUUGAAUGGUCAGUGAGAAUGAGAUAUCAAAUGUAUUCUGUUGCUCUGACUACCUACGUUUUACCCUUGGUUUGAGGCUGACAAGUAUGGGUUUGCUAGACCUCCUGCACUGUAUGGAGUAAUAUGUGGACAGGGUACAUUUCCUCACAUGUUUGCACUAUGUGUAUGGCUUUGGAAUAUUUUAUAAAUAUUUAAAUCUGUCAUGUAUAUUACUUGAAUGAAAGACUUUCUCUUUGUACAGUUUUACCUUGUACAACCACCAUCACUACUAUGUCUACUAAUACUGCAACUAGUACUACUACUAUUACUACUACUACCAUUAUUAUUACUACUACUACUGCUACUACUACUACUACCACUGGCUCUGUUUCAAACCUCCCCACCUUCACCAGCAGUAUCCUAUUCUACUAAGAGAUAGUGCAGUGGACUCUUUAGUCCAAGUUAAUGACACUGCAGGAUUCUGCUUUUAACUUUGACUUUUACUUUGCUUAGCUUGUACUCCCCUUCAGAACGUUGGGUUUUUCUAGUUGUAUUGCACCCUUUACCUAAGAAAUCUAUUUGCCCUAUAGCCGUUUUAUUUGUUUUUUUGUCUGAGCAGCCCUACUGAUGAUAGUUCUAGAAAUUUAAUGAUAUGUAGCAGUGAAAGACUCAAGAAUGUAAAUAAAAUGUUGGGGAACGUAGAAUCGAAA
Molecule: messenger RNA, 1794 nt
Organism: Myripristis murdjan (pinecone soldierfish)
Lineage: Eukaryota; Metazoa; Chordata; Actinopteri; Holocentriformes; Holocentridae
Gene: tspan3a
Product: tetraspanin 3a
Exons: 7
Coding region: 135-896 (253 amino acids)
Cellular component (GO): plasma membrane
Source: RefSeq, a predicted model, not a curated record